Molecule: messenger RNA, 528 nt
Organism: Menidia menidia (Atlantic silverside)
Lineage: Eukaryota; Metazoa; Chordata; Actinopteri; Atheriniformes; Atherinopsidae
Source: the annotation of a GenBank genome assembly
CUGUCCCGUUGGAUAUCCACAGGAAUGGGAGUAUUCAGCUUCGCCAGGUACGAUGACAACUUCUACACCCGGAGUUAUGCCGGCAGGUUGAGGAAACGGCUUCAGCCAAAGCGCGGGGACUAUUCUGUGUUUGAGGGAUACUACACCCCACCAAUCACCAGCACCCUCCUACUACGAUCCUGCAAGACCAUGACCCAUGAGAUCGGCCACAUGUUUGGAAUAAAGCACUGCCAGUGGAUGAGCUGUGUCAUGCAGGGCUCCAACCAUCUGGAGGAAUCUGAUCGUAGGCCUUUGGAUUUCUGUCCUAUCUGUCUACGCAAAAUGCACGUCUCAGUCGGCUUUAAAUUUGCUGAAAGAUACAAGGCUUUACUGGAUUGGAUGGAGGAGAAUGGUAAUCAUAAAUCCCAACCGGAGGAGUCAUCUGCACACCGUGCUGCGCCCCACUUUCCCAAACCCACCGAGGCUUUUCAUUCAUCCAAACUCUGGCUCUGCAGGUGUUUGGAGAUCCUUGAAAAAACUGAACUAUAA